AUGGCCAUCUUUGAGAACCAUGUCUCGCUUCCUUCCAGAUACAAGGACUGGGGCCUUCCCGUGGUAAAGAAAGAUCGGCCCAGCGCCCAGUGCGCGCCCGCACCCCGUCCCCGCCGAGGGGGCGCCGCCCGCUCCCCCGCGGGCCCCGCCCCCGCGGCCCCCGCCCGGACCCCGAUACCCACCCGGGUCCCGCAGCGGGGGCCCGAUUCGCGCCGGCUCCCGGAGCCGCCGCCGCCGCCGCCGCCGCCGCCGCCGCCACCGGGACCCCAACCCGGCCCCGGACUCCAACCCGGCCUCGGGCCUAGCCCCGCCCCUGGUCCAACCCGGACCCCAACCCGGACCCGGACCCGGAACCUGCCCAACCGGCGCAACCCGGCCCCCAACCCAGACCCCGCCUCCCCCCCCCCACCCAACCCGGCCCCCAGCCCGGCCCCGGGCCCAGACCGGUUCCCCGCCGAACCCUCUCCCCCCAACCCCUUGCUCCCGGUCCCCUCCCUCUAUCCCCUCGCUCGGGUCGCGGGCUCCCGAAACCCCGGGGCUCGCUCGGCGCGCAGUAACCAUGGCAACCACUAUGCUCGGCCGUGCCUUCGCCGAGAGUUUGCGUCCUUGUACAGAAAGCAGGAGAGCGCGGAGGCUGGUGGCAGGAUCCCUACCUGCCUGAGGUCUCAGCUGGAAGGCGAAUCAACUUCUGAAGGAGAAGAGGCCCAGAAUAAUGAAGGCGACAGGGUGUCACCCACAGGGAAGACCGGUGACCAAAACAUUGACGAAGCUGUUGGUGCUGCCGAGCUUUCUGAAGAGGAAAUUGAAGCCUCUGGGAAAGUCACAACUGAAGGAGAAAUCGAAACUGAGGGAGAAGUGGAAACGGAGGGGGACGUGGAAACUGAGGGAGAAGUGGAAAUUGAGGGAGAAGUGGAAACUGAGGGAGAAGUGGAAACGGAGGGGGACGUGGAAACUGAGGGAGAAGUGGAAGCUGAGGGAGAAGUGGAAAUUGAUGGAGAAGCGGAAAUCAGUGGAGAAGUAGAAACGGAAGAGGACUUUGAAUUUGAAGGGGAGGAAGUCGAAUUUGAAUUUGAAGGGGAAUUCGAAUCCGAUGUGGAAGCUGCCUCCCCUGAAGGGAAAGUCAGCUCUGUAGAUCUGGCUCAUUCAGAAGUCGGUGCUGGGGCGGUGCCCCAAGAGGAAGCGGGCCCCACAUACCCGGAUGAACAUGUAGGGAGGGAACGUGUUCCUGAAGACAGAGAAGCCCCCCGUCCAUCAGAAUCCAGAGAUUUGGGGGACAUCUCCACACAGCCAUCCCGGCAAGUAGUAGACUCACCCGAGCAAAUAGGCCGGGAUGCUUCUGGACUCAGAGCUCGCAGAUCGAAAAUAUCCGGUGAAGGGCUCCAGCAGGAAGUCUUUCCUCUGGGGGCACGACACCGCCUCCGACUGAGCCAGGGGAGCAGCAUCACCUCCUCAGACUUUGACGAGCUGCUCUUGAGCACGGAGGAGCCCUUCAUCCAGGAGCUAGAUGGCCCCCCAGAGGAGCCUGGUGCGCAGCCGGGGAGAGGAGCCCCGCCGGCCUUCCUGGACCAGAUCCAGCAGCUGGGCACCGCCGAAGAAGGGACUGUCGAGAGAAUGGAGUCGGAGGGGAGUGACGAGGCCGAGGAAGACAGACACCAGCUGGUGGUUCUGGACCCCGACCACCCCCUGAUGGUAAGGUUCCAGGCUGCGCUGAAGAGCCAUCUUAACCGCCAGAUAGAGAAGCUGAAACUGGAACUUCAAGAGCUGAGUGUGGCCACCAAGCAAAGCCGCGUGCAGCGACAGGAGCUGGGCGUGGACCUCUACGGAGUCCAGCAGCACCUGGCCCGCCUGCAGAUGCAGCUCGAGAAAAACCACGACCUCCACUCGGUUGCGGCGUGCGCCAGGCGGCAGAGGGAGGAGGAGCUUCAGAGCGCGCGCCUCCGCUACGCCAGGACCUGCGAGACCGCCAACGACGAGCGCAAGAAGCUGGCGGCUCUGCAAGCCGAGUUGGAGAGCCUGGCUCUGCAUCUCUUCUACAUGCAGAACAUAGACCAGGACUUGCGCGACGACAUCCACGUGAUGAAGCAAGUGGUGAAGAAGUCCGAGGUGGAGCGAAUGCGGGCCGAGGUGGAGAAGAAGAAGCAGGACCUUCACGUGGACCAGCUCACCACCAAAGCCAACCAGCUGGAAGAGCAGAUCGCGCUGCUGGAGGCUCAGAGCUCUGCCCAGGCCGAGGACACGCGGGCUCUCAGGAAAGCCGUGAGCGAGGCCUGCACGGAGAUAGACGCCAUCAACAUGGAGAAAAGGCACAUCCUGCAGCAGUGGGCCACCUGCCUGGUGGGCAUGAAGCAUCGCGACGAGGCCCACAGGACCAUCCAGGAGGCACUCAGCGAAUGCCAGCACCAGAUCACAUCCAUCGACGGGGAGAUCGAGGCCUACAAGAAAUCCAUCAUGAAGGAGGAAGAGAAGAAUGAGAAGCUGGCGGGCAUCCUGAACCGCGAGGAGACAGAAGCCAACCUGAUGCAGAAACUAACCACGCAGUGCCUGACCAAGCAGGAGGCUCUGCAGAACGAGUUCAACACCUACCGGCUGGUGCUGCAGGACACGGAGGACACGCUGGGCAAGGCCCAAGUGGAGUACGCGGCCACCAUGGGCGACCUGCAGUCGGUCCACCAGACCAUCCGGCACGAGCUAGAGCUGAGGCGGAGGAUGGACGCCUCCAUAUUGGAGAAGCUGCAGGGGCACAUGACCUCCAACAAGAUGACCAAGUACUUCCAUCAGAUCAUCCUGAAGCUCCGGAAGCAAAAGACCAACCUGGUGACACAUCUUUCCAAAAUUGACGGCGACAUUGCUCAGACCACCCUGGACAUCACAAACACCAACUGCAGGCUGGACAUGCACCAGAAGACACUGGUCGAGCUCGACAAGGAAGUGAAAAAGGUCAAUGACCUCAUCACCAGCAGCGAGAACGAGAUCUCUAGGCGCACAAUCCUGAUUGAGAGAAAGCAAGGCCUCAUCAACUUCUUCAAUAAGCAGCUGGAGCAGAUGGUUUCUGAGCUGGGGGGGGAAGAAGUGGGGCCUCUAGAGCUUGAAAUCAAAAGGCUGACCAAGCUGAUCGAAGAGCACAACACCAACGUGACGCAGGCCCAGGUGACCUGGCUCCGCCUGCAGCAAGAGAUGGUGAAGGUCACUCAGGAGCAGGAGGAACAGCUGGUGUCUCUGGACAUGUUCAAGAAGGAGAUGCACAUCCUGGAGCAGAAGAAGCUGCGGAUAGAAAACAAGAUCGCUCAGGAGAAGAAGGAGCAAAAGGAGAUCGAGCGCCACAUGAAGGACCUGGACAACGACCUGAAGAAGCUCAACGUGCUGAUAAGCAAGAACCGGAGCAGCUCCGAGGGGCUGCAGCAGGACAACCUGGUGAUGGAGAAGGAGUUCGUGCGCGCGCUGAAGGCCUCGGAGAGGGAGACCAUCGAGAUGCAGGAGAAGCUGAACCAGCUGCAGGAGGAGAAGGCGGCCACUCUGAGCAACCUGGUGGAGGCGGAACACCAGAUCAUGCUUUGGGAGAAAAAAAUCCAGCUGGCAAAAGAGAUGCGUGCAUCGGUGGACUCCGAGACCGGCCAGACAGAGAUCCGAGCCAUGAAGGCGGAGAUCCACAGGAUGAAGGUCAGGCAUGGGCAGCUGCUGAAGCAGCAGGAGAAGAUGAUCCGUGACAUGGAGCUGGCCGUUGCCCGCAGAGAGACCAUCUCGACUCAGGCCAAGGGGCAGUCCAAGGUGGACAAGAAAUUGCUCACCCGGACGGACUUCCACCACCAGCAGACAGAGCUGCGACGCAAGAUCAGGGACAUUCACAAGGCCACCGAGGAGUGCACCAAAGCCAUCUUGGAACUGGAGGAAACUCAAAAAAACCUGAGCAGCUCCCUCUUGGAGAAGCAGGAACAGCUGUCAACAAUGCAGUCCAGCAUCGACGAGUUGGAGGCCGACCUGGACCGGCUCUUGGCCCUCAAGCAACAGAACCUGUCGGAGCUGGUGGCCCUGCAGACGCGGGUCAAGCACCUCCAGGCUGUGAAGGACGGGAGGUACGUGUUCCUGUUCCGCUCCAAGCAGCUGCUGCUGGCCGAGCACAGACGCCUGGACAACCGACUGGGCGUCAUCAGCACCAUCCUCGACCACGUGAAGGGCGAGUACCCCCAGUUCCAGGAGGCCCUGCUCAAGGUCAGCCAGACCAUCGCCAGCAAGCUCCAGCCGUCUGAGUCCCCCUAGAGAGCAGCCUGGACCCCCACCUUCCACGGCCUGCUCCUCCCCCCCCCCCCCCCACCGUGGAAGAGACCAGAAUUCUGUGUAUCAAGCCAUGUCCACCCUCAGAGAGUGACGCCCUUUUAGAGAAAC
Molecule: messenger RNA, 4380 nt
Organism: Mirounga angustirostris (Northern elephant seal)
Lineage: Eukaryota; Metazoa; Chordata; Mammalia; Carnivora; Phocidae
Gene: CCDC40
Product: coiled-coil domain 40 molecular ruler complex subunit
Exons: 23
Coding region: 1-4254 (1417 amino acids)
Biological process (GO): epithelial cilium movement involved in determination of left/right asymmetry; axoneme assembly; heart looping
Cellular component (GO): cytoplasm; cilium
Source: RefSeq, a predicted model, not a curated record